This is a messenger RNA of Ooceraea biroi (clonal raider ant), 4632 nucleotides long. RefSeq names its product mitochondrial pyruvate carrier 1. The record is from RefSeq and is a predicted model, not a curated record. Lineage: Eukaryota; Metazoa; Arthropoda; Insecta; Hymenoptera; Formicidae. Gene Ontology annotation, cellular component: mitochondrial inner membrane. Gene Ontology annotation, biological process: pyruvate import into mitochondria.
UUUAAUUUUAAAGAUAUAGUACAUCUUUUUAAGAACUAUUUUUAGCUCUCAGCAAACGUUCAUCUAAUCCAUUACGUAGAUCGAAGCGUAACUAAAGACUCUGCGCUUAAACGAUUUUUGUUACGCAGAUACACGUUGUAAGCAACGAGUUUUAUAUGCUGACUGUUCCCUCGGACUAUGCUGUGGUCAUCGUUAUUCCAGACGAUUGAGUGCAGUUGUUAGCAAUUGGUAAUUCAGUACAAUCGUCAGACGCUGGAGGCAGCGAGGGGAAAGGUCGCACGACGCAGCGCCCGUGGAAAAUGUCAGAAAGAUACAUGACGCAACGUAAUACGAACACGAGGGAACCAGGUCUUGAAUGGUCGCUGAAUCCGUGGCAAAAAGUGUGCGAGAAAACAGUAAUUGAAAAAGGGAAGGAAAAAAAGGAGACAGCUUAAAUUCUUGAAGAAUUUUCUUGCGAGGGAAAAGUACGCGACUCUCUAGGUGCGUCUUCAUUAAAUUAUAUAAUAUAAAAAUUACUCAUUUAAUGAAUGUAUUAUAUAACGUUCUCUUUAAUUCAUGAAUUAAUUCAAUUCUGAACACUUCUUAUUCCCAGCUUGUGUUUCCGGUACGGUCGGCGGGAGGGACGAACAUGCUGUCGGAAAAAAAGAAGAAGCAAAACCAACACGACGCUCGAUCUCGUUGCGACAGUUUGGAAUUGAUACAAAAGAGUUUCCAGCCGGCUCCUCCUCGCACUUUUCCCGCGUGUGGGAUGAAACAGUAACGUUUAAAGCGCUGGGCGACCACCACCUCCUCUGGGAGGGUGGGUGAGGACCUCGCCAAAUAUUUGGUUAGUCUUUGAUGGGCUUCGAGAAAGGACAAGGAAGGUACCGGUGGCGACGUGGGAGGAGGAUUCGGACAGAGGGAACGAAGAGGUAAGGAAUGGGGGAGAGAAGAAAGGUCCGAAAGGAGGAAAGGGAGAAGGACGAGUGGAAGAGAUGGAGGCGCGUGCUAAGGUCCACGAACGGAACGGCGGAUGAGCCGUAAGAGCCGGAGAAUGCCGGGCAUUUUUAUUGGUUCCAGCUUUGGCUCUCCUUGAAACUCGGGAAGCCGAUCAGCCGGACAGAAGGAUCGUCGAAUCUGAUCUCAUAUGUGCCUAUAUUCCCUUCUCCCCCGACACAGUCUGCGCAAAGGUAAAGGAAGACUUCGGGGUGUGUGCGUACAUGUCGUCGAAUUGAAUUCGACGCCCGAGAGGGUUGAAAGUGCUGUCGCGCGCGGGGCGACGACGAGUGCUCGUCGACGGCCGGCUCUGAAGAGAGCGUAGCGGGGAUGUUGGCAAAUACGUAGGACGCAUUCAGAUCAGCCUCCACAGGCCGAGGGGACCUACCGAACGGGAACGACGACGGAGAAGUAGAAAAGGUUUUACGGGGCGCGUCAGCAAGAGACAUCAGAGGCCGCACCAUUUCCUCUAGCCGAAUACAAAUGAAAUACGUGCGAAUGUAUCGCGUGUUGCUCCUUUGUACCUUACAAGAAUCAAUGCGUGAAGGAGGAAACUUUGUCCUGACAAAGCGAAGCUUCUCCUCGCGGUCCUACUUUUCAUGUGAAUAAUUAAUGGAACGGUCAAGUUUCAAACAUCUUUCCUUCACGUGGUUUAAUUUAUCAUAAGAGUAUAAUUUCUUUUUUAUAAUUUAGUAUCCUAUUCAGAUUUUGAACCAAUAAUAUACAUAAUAUUUCAUAUUGUAAACUUUAUUAUAAAAUGUUUACUUUGAGAAUUUUACUUGUAGCAGAUUAGGCUUUGAUUGACGUUGCAUCUGGACUUUCAUAUGUCCUAUACAUUUUUAAAGGAUUGAAACGUUAUAAAUGUAACGACUUCGGAGGAUUUGCGAAGCAGCUGGGAAGACAGAAUAAAUAUUGAUACACGUCAAAGGGAACGUCGCGUGUAAAUGACAUUCCGGCAGGAUCGCGAAAUAUAGCACGGUAAUACGCGAGACGGAAAAUAGCGGCAAUACUCUUGAGUGCCUCGGAUGGUGGCCUGGGGGAUCUAGGGACCACAGGAUAAGGAUUUGCUUUCGGUAGGGGAGAGAGACACUCGUGCGAAUGCUACAUACGGGAAUGCAUAUGCAGGGAACAUGGUCGUUCUAGGUGCGUCUAACCGGGGGUGCUUAUCGGAGGGCGCUCGAUAAAAAAUAUGACGGUAAAUAAAAUGAAAAAUAUUUUUCGUUUACUAUAUUUUAUGCAAUCGAGUAACGAGACCUUGUUCUUCUAAAUUUAAAAAUUAAUUUUCAGAUUUUAGUGUAAGAAGAUUGAUAUAAGACUGCAAAACAAGCUGAAACGUAAAGAUAAAUAUUAAACAAUAAAUACAGAACUAUUUGCUUCCACAACACGACGCAAAUAUUAAAUGCAAAUAUUAAAAGUAUCUCCGUAUUUGAAACACGUAUGUUUCAACUUUCUUUCAAGAAUCACGAAAGGGAGAAGUUAAUUGGAUAUCAAUAUGUAUAUCAAGAUGCCAAUUAGUUAUUAAUCGAAUAAAUAUUAAUAAAUAAAUAUUAACAUAUUGUAAAUAUUACAAUGUAUAUUAAAAUAUGAUUCCCUGACAACCCCCUGAUGCAAGCGUAUCAUGACGAUACAAAGCAAGCUACCUGGUUCUGCAUAGAGAAAGACAUUGAUGCCCAAACUUGUACAAAACAAUGUGGUCUCUUACGAUCACAAAAAGUAAAAGGAAUCGCCCCGAGGCCGGAGCGAUCAUGGUCGCUUAUCGAACUUGAAAUAUCGUCAGGCCGAGGGUGCCGAGAUCACCUCGACACACUGCUGGUCUCUUCGAGGGUCCCAUAGUCCAUACCCUUCUUAGAUCAAUAAUACCAUUCCCGUGGCGGCGCAUGCGUCCCACAGCGUCUCCCGUUACAACCCCCAUACGCGAGCUGGUUUCCACCCCCGUUGAGCCGCGUUCAGGGCGCCGCGUGCCCCUCCAUGCAACAUUCAUAGCGCUAUCAAUAUUAUACGCGCGAAAUAAUAACCUGUGCAUUUAUUAUAAGAAGGGGGAGAGGCGGCCGAUAUAAAAAAAGAAAUACGCUCGGGAUCAAGAUAAAUGCGCGUGUAAACUGUUAUGCAGAUCCAUCGACCAUCGAUAAAGAGUCGCGAGAAACAAGAUGGAUCGGUGCGCGCAAUUUGUCUAGCGACCAGGCAGCGAGAAAAUUAGCGAACCGAUAUGUAAAUAAGGAGAAUAAUCUGCAAUUGUAUCAAAAUAUUAUUUUUCAUCAUGACGAUAUUAUGAAAACUUUAUAGAAAUAUUAAGAAUGCGAAAUUCUGUUUAUGUGUCAAUAUACUGUUAAAUGAAUUAAACAUUUAAAUGUUUGCAUAAAUAGUGUCGACGUGUUGCAAGUGUAAUACAUUGUUUGCGUACUAUGUUAAUCAAUAAUAGAUAAUCAAAGUAUGCAUCACAUUUGUAUUAGAUAGAUAAUUAAAACGCAAUAAGCGAUUAGCCUUGAUACGUGGAAUAGUAUGAAUACUAAAGUACCAUUAAAAAUAUACGUCUCUUACGCAACUAUAUGUGAUGACGCUCUUAAGAGAGUAAACAUCUCAUGAAAGAUGCGAAAGAUCUCGACUCGAAAUUCCGGUUUUCUGGCGAUACGGACGACAGUUGGCAUUCGUAGUUGCGGAUCCGACUGAGAGAGGCUCGCGCGUGACGUGGCCACUUAAAACUAUAAUAGUAUAAAAGACUGUACAUUAGUUUACGUUACGGCCGCAAAUCGAAGUGUAGAAAAUACGAACGCAUCAUUCAUUACGAAAAGUGAUUUACAAUCUCGCCUCAUCAUCGUCAUUUCGCUUAUCGCGCGUCAGUCACCUUUACAAAUGUGUAGAUAACGAAAGAUUUACUUUUUCAAAGGAAAUCUCAACUGUGCGAUCAAUUCAUAAUUGCAUUAAAUAUAAAGCGCAAUUUGACGCUGACUAAAAAAUUCACGGAAUGAUAAACGUGAUCGUAUGAUAAAUCGCAGCUUAUCGCAAUAACAAGUAGCAGAAAUAAAGUGUGUUACCGGAUAUCGACUUUAUCUUUUGAUCUCGACGUCUUUCAUUUGAAACUGUCAGUUUCGAGGUUGAUUAAGCUACAUAAAACAAAUAAAGCUAUCCGUUUUCGUGCAAUAUUUCGUACAAUUUCACGGCAAACGUGAUCAAAAAUCUUCUUGUUAAAAUCAGAAACGUGUUACGACUUUUCUGCCAUGUCUAAGCGAGUGCCAAAAUUCGUGAUAACCAAAGAAACUAAAGAUUAUUUUAUGAGCACGCACUUCUGGGGCCCGGUAUUCAACUGGAUGAUACCCAUAGCGGCCAUAUCCGACACGCGAAAACAUCCGAGAAUCAUUAGCGGCAAAAUGACUGUGGCCUUGACCUUCUACUCUUUGGUCUUCAUGCGAUUUGCUUGGAAAGUACAACCGCAAAAUUUGCUGCUCUUCGCGUGCCACAUAACUAACACUGGGGCUCAGCUCACGCAAGGUUACAGGUUUAUCAUGUACCAUUACGGCCAGCAGCAAGAGCCUAGAAAAACCGACGUAGGAAGUCAGCAACCACACGAAAAAUCUGUUACAACAACAAUUUGAACGCUUGGGAAAUGUAAACUACGAAACGAUAAAACAUUAAUAAAAAAAACAUGAACUCUUUGAUUCA